Molecule: messenger RNA, 1071 nt
Organism: Suillus plorans
Lineage: Eukaryota; Fungi; Basidiomycota; Agaricomycetes; Boletales; Suillaceae
Product: FMN-linked oxidoreductase
Exons: 5
Coding region: 1-1071 (356 amino acids)
Biological process (GO): tRNA processing
Molecular function (GO): flavin adenine dinucleotide binding; tRNA dihydrouridine synthase activity
Source: RefSeq, a predicted model, not a curated record
AUGGCGCUUCCAGAUCUUACCUAUAUCGCUGCUCCCAUGAUCAAGCAAAGUGAUGCACCCUUCCGGCUGUUGACACAGCGACAUGGAGCAACCCUCGCGUAUACGCAGAUGCUUGACCCUCACAAGCUUCUUGAGGAUCGAGAUUACCUUGAGUUUCAUCAGCGUGAUUUGACUUUUGGUCGCGAUGCUGGUAACGAGACGGAUGGACCGGUAGUGGUCCAGCUAUGUGGCAAUGACCCUGAGAUCAUCGUUCAAGCUGGAAAGAAGAUACAGGGCUUUUGCAGCGGUAUUGGUGGGCUAACUGAAUCGACUGCAAAGUUUUUAGAUUUGAACCUAGGAUGCCCACAAGAGCAUGCCCGUGAAGGUCACUACGGUGGUUAUCUCUUAGCCAAAAAGGACUGGCCACUCGUUCAGACCAUAGGCAAGCAGCAUGUGAUCCUAGUUUCUGCGAUGUCCCACCUAUUGCAGCCACCGACUUCCGUAAAACUACGUCUUUGCCCUUCAUCGUCACCCCCAUCAUCUACGGUUGAAUUUGCCACCCUUCUGGAACAGGCAGGUGCAUCUUGGGUAACUCUUCAUGCGCGUCAUGUAUCCGCCAGACGACGGCGUCAGGGUGCUGCAGAUUUAGAUGUGGUUCGUACUCUGAAGGCGGCACUCAGAGUACCUGUCGUGAGCAAUGGCAACGUUCGUACAUGGGAGGACGUACAAAGGAACAAGAAAGAGACCCGAGCUGAUGGCAUUAUGGUAGGAGAAACCUUGCUAGGAAAUCCUUGCAUAUUUGCAAAUGUCAUCCCAGAUCCUGUCCAAGUAUCUCUUGAAUACCUAGAAAUCUGCAAAGAACUUCCUGAUAUUGCGACUCAUAAGACUAUCGAGACUCAUGUCAGACAUUUUAUUGAAUUUCAGUGCUCUCGGCGGCCAUGGUACAAUAAAUUUCGCACAACACUGCCUGCAUGUGAAGGGAUUCACGACAUCGAGCACUUACUACGCACAAAAGUGACCAGAUGGCGGGGCAAGGCUGCACUCAAAAAUCAUGACGCAUGCACCGAUGAUCUGGAAUAUACCACGGAUUGA